Messenger RNA from Dicentrarchus labrax (European seabass), 2249 nucleotides. It is a transcript of the gene pes1, whose product is annotated as pescadillo. Gene Ontology annotation, cellular component: PeBoW complex; nucleolus. The transcript is spliced from 15 exons. Gene Ontology annotation, biological process: maturation of LSU-rRNA from tricistronic rRNA transcript (SSU-rRNA, 5.8S rRNA, LSU-rRNA); ribosome biogenesis. Lineage: Eukaryota; Metazoa; Chordata; Actinopteri; Moronidae. The coding region runs from base 142 to 1896 and encodes 584 amino acids. The record is from RefSeq and is a predicted model, not a curated record. Gene Ontology annotation, molecular function: RNA binding.
CCGCCUCCUCCGCGCAUGUCAACGACACGUGCGUCGUCGGUGACGGUAGCGAGCGCUGUGUCCGUCUGCUAACUGCUUCGUUUCUCGACAAUUACCUUUUAAUUUUUAAAACUUACGCGGACGCUCACGUAUCGUUUGUAAAUGGGAGGUCUUCAAAAGAAAAAGUAUGAGAGGGGCUCUGCCACCAACUACAUCACCAGAAACAAAGCUCGUAAGAAGUUACAGCUGAGUCUCCCAGACUUCAGGCGACUGUGCAUCCUUAAAGGCAUCUAUCCUCAUGAGCCCAAGCACAAGAAGAAGGUGAACAAGGGCUCUACAGCCGCAAGGACCUUCUACCUGCUGAAAGACAUCCGCUUCCUGCUGCAUGAGCCGAUCGUUCGCAAGUUCAGGGACUACAAGGUGUUUGUACGCAAACUUAAGAAGGCUUAUGGGAAAACAGAGUAUUCUGAUGUGGAGAGACUGAGGGAGAACAAGCCAUCCUACAAAUUGGACCACAUCAUCAAAGAAAGAUACCCCACCUUCAUCGAUGCUCUCCGUGAUAUCGACGAUUCCCUCUGCAUGUGCUUCCUCUUCUCCACCUUCGCCCGAACAGGAAAAUGUCACGUUCAGACAAUCCAGCUGUGCAGACGCCUCACCGUGGAGUGGAUGAAUUUUGUGAUAACAUCUCGUGCCCUCAGAAAGGUUUUCAUCUCCAUCAAGGGGAUAUAUUACCAAGCUGAGGUGAUGGGACAACUCAUCACAUGGCUGGUGCCAUAUCAGUUCUCUCAUGAUCACCCAACAGAUGUCGACUACAGAGUAAUGGCAACUUUCACAGAGUUGUACACCACUCUUCUGGGGUUCAUCAACUUCCGACUCUACCAUUCCCUCAACCUGCUCUACCCACCAAAGCUGGACAGUAAAACUGAGUCGGAGCUGAAGGAAGAGGACGAGGAUGACUAUGCCAUGAAUUCAGAAAGCUACCUAGAGAAACUGUCAGCUCUGAGUUCCAGUCUGGCGCGGGUGGUUUCUACAGCAGAGGAGGAGGAGGCUGAACUUGACCAGUUUCCCGACGAGGGGGAGGACAUUGAAAAGCUGGAGGCGAGGGAAAAAGAACAGAAACAGCUGGAAGCUCAGAAAAAGCUUUUUGACGGGCUCAAGUUCUUCCUCAACAGAGAAGUGCCCCGAGAGUCGCUGGCUUUUGUCAUCAGGUGUUUUGGUGGGGAGGUGUCCUGGGACAAGUCUGUUUGCAUUGGUAGCACAUAUGAAGUGACAGAUGAGACCAUCACGCAUCACAUUGUUGACAGACCCAACGUCGAUAAACAGUAUAUCAACAGGUACUACAUCCAGCCUCAGUGGGUGUAUGACUGUGUCAAUGCCAAAAUCGUCCUGCCUGUGGAAGACUACUUCCUUGGAGUGACUCUGCCCCCCCACCUCUCCCCCUUCGUGGAGGAGAAGGACGGAGACUACGUGCCCCCUGAAAAACUAAAGAUCAUGGCUUUACAACGAGGAGAAAAACCUGCCCAUGGACAGGAGGACGAGGAAGAAGAGGAAGACGAGGAGGAGGGUGAGGAUGAAGAGGAGGAAGAUGACAACGAAGAGGAGGAAGAUGAUGAAGAAGAGGCAGAUGAGAAGAGUCUUAAGAAGAUGGAAGAGCAGAGAUCCAAGGGCAAGUCUCUGCAAGUCAAAGUGACGCCUGGCAAAAUGAAGGUAGAAAACCCAGCACGCUUGGAGGAGGAGGAGAAAGCAGAGGAGAAACGUCUGGCCAUCAUGAUGAUGAAGAAAAAGGAAAAGUACCUCUACGACAAGAUCAUGUUUGGAAAGAAGAGAAAAGUCCGAGAGGCUAACAAGCUUGCAGCCAAGAGGAAGGCCCACGACGAUGCUGAAAAAUCAAAGAAGAAGAAGAAGACCAGAAAAUGACUCGUCUGUUGAUGUAUUUGUCAGACUGACAUUAUGUAUUUAACUUCAUGAGAUAGUGUGUUACAGGUUGACAUGUCAUUUGACAUGUCAUAAAACCUGUAAGUGCAUUAGAGAGCUCUGUGGGUGAGUUGUAUGCACCGUGAUGUAGGUGCAUUGACCUCUGCAUAAUUUCAAGCUGAAGUGCAGGAUGUGGUAUAUGAUGACAGUGUAAUUAUUAAUGUAAAAGUGACUGUUUGCCUUUGUUUGUACGAACUGUUCCACAAUACACAAAAUAUUUCUUCCACUUUAUUCUAAGAUCUGUAUUUGAAACGGUCUGUAUUUUAAAGUAAAAAUACAACAGAUUAAGCCUUUUA